Carassius carassius (crucian carp) is the source of this 896-nucleotide messenger RNA. RefSeq names its product T-box transcription factor 22 (gene tbx22). The transcript is spliced from 6 exons. The record is from RefSeq and is a predicted model, not a curated record. Lineage: Eukaryota; Metazoa; Chordata; Actinopteri; Cypriniformes; Cyprinidae. Bases 9 to 869 code for a protein of 286 amino acids. Gene Ontology annotation, molecular function: RNA polymerase II cis-regulatory region sequence-specific DNA binding; DNA-binding transcription factor activity, RNA polymerase II-specific. Gene Ontology annotation, biological process: heart looping; regulation of transcription by RNA polymerase II; vasculogenesis. Gene Ontology annotation, cellular component: nucleus.
AAAUAUCAAUGUGCGACAUCUGUUUUAAGUAUUUCUGUUGCAUUAUCAUUUAUGUAUUCUAUGUAAUUUUGAUGACUUGUGAAGAUCAGCGAAGAAACAAGAAGAAGAAAAGCGUGAAGCCCAGCAGAUCCGCAGGCACAGAAUGUGAAGCUGCGAGACAAGUCGGAGUAGAUCUUGAAGGAUCUGACCUGUGGAAGAGAUUUCAUGAGAUCGGCACAGAGAUGAUCAUCACCAAAGCUGGGAGGAGAAUGUUCCCCUCGCUCCGAGUCAAGGUGCACAAUCUGGACCCCCACCAGCAAUACUCCAUUGCCAUGGACAUCACGCCUGUGGACUCAAAGAGAUACAGGUAUGUGUACCACAGCUCUCAGUGGAUGGUGGCUGGGAACACGGAUCAUUCCUGCGUUCCUCCUCGUCUGUAUGUUCACCCGGACUCGCCGUCUUCAGGACACAGCUGGAUGAGACAGAUCAUCAGCUUCGAUCGAGUCAAGCUCACCAACAAUGAGAUGGAUGACAAAGGCCAUAUCAUCCUGAAGUCGAUGCACAAGUACAGGCCCCGCAUACACGUGAUUGAGCUCAGUUCUCUGGAGACUCUGGUUUCUCUGCCGGAGGAUGGCGUCUGCUUCUUCUCCUUCCCUGAGACUCAGUUCAUCACAGUCACAGCCUACCAGAACCAGCAGAUAACGAAACUGAAGAUCGACAGGAAUCCUUUUGCCAAGGGCUUCAGGGAACGAAAUGGAGGCGUGCUGGAGUCGUAUGCAUGGCACAGUCCCUUUAACCUCCACUUCAAAUCUUUUGCUAUGGAGCUACCGGGUAUGUUUCAUUUAGUUAUCAUUUCAGCUCAAAUGUUCAUUAACAAUAGUUUCCAUUAAGAGCCGUCGUGCAUUGCUGUGAUGUUG